This is a messenger RNA of Nematolebias whitei (Rio pearlfish), 5128 nucleotides long. RefSeq names its product serine/arginine repetitive matrix 2 (gene srrm2). The transcript has 14 exons. The record is from RefSeq and is a predicted model, not a curated record. NCBI's taxonomy places the organism in Eukaryota, Metazoa, Chordata, Actinopteri, Cyprinodontiformes, Rivulidae. The coding region runs from base 202 to 4602 and encodes 1466 amino acids.
AGGAUUUCUCUCAUCCUCCUGUAUCUGAGUACUAGCACGUAGCUAACGGAGCUAGCAGCAAUUUUGUUAUUUUUUUAAGUUUUAAAGACGCGGGUUUUACUGGUUUCGAACAUUUUGAUUCUACAAGACUUCGUCUAACGACACAAUCUUUCAUACACGGAUUUAAUUAUCUUUUCAGGAGAGAAAAAUACAAGCUGAGCCAUGUACAAUGGGAUUGGUCUGACGACUCCGCGGGGCAGCGGAACUAAUGGUUACGUGCAGCGGAACCUGUCGAGCCUGCGGGUCAAGCGUCCACGGGAUGAGCGUGGAGGCGAGCGGGACGAAAAGGACCGGGAGAGGCUGGAGAGUCAGCUCAACAGGCAGCCCAACGCCGACAUCCUGGAGCACCAACGUAAGAGGCAGCUGGAGGUGAAAUGUGCCGAGCUGCAGGACAUGAUGGAGGAGCAGGGAUAUUCUGCCGAGGAGAUCGAGGAGAAGGUGAACAGUUUUCGCAUGAUGCUGCAGGAGAAGGAGGAGCCGCCUCCAUCUGCCACCCAGAAACCAGCUGUGACAGAAACACACGCCCUGGCUGCAGCUAACCAACAGAAGAAUGACCGUCUUCGUGCUGCUUUUGGCAUCUCCAGCGACUACGUGGAUGGGUCGUCUUUUCACGCUGACAGGAAGGAGAAGGAAAAAGAGAAGAGAGAACAGGAACGCCUGGAGAGAGAGAGGCUGCAGCAGCAGAAAUAUACUUUGGUGGAAGAUUCCGAUGAUUCAGAUUCUCCUCCCAAGAAGCACGGUCGGAAGAAGAAAAAGAAAAACAGAGACAGUUCAGAGAGUUCCUCCCCGUCUCCUCAGAGAGAAAAGAAAAAAUCCAGAAAGAAGAAAAAGAAACGGGACAUAUCUGAAGAGCAUAGCUCCUCUGAUGAGACAAAGAAGGUUUCAAAGAAGAAAAGAAAACUCAGUGAAAGUUCCAGUCCUCCAAAAAAAACGUCACGUCAGCGCAGAAGUGACUCCUCCAGCUCCACUACCAGCGACCAGUCUCCACCUCCACCAAGGUCACUCCAUAAGGACCAAACUGUAAGAAAACCUGAGGGUAGAAUGGAGAAAUCGCCUGACUGGAGGAGACGGGGUUAUGAGGAGCACAGCUCACAGCGUCAGGGAGGUGAACAGACGAGGCCCAACCAGGAGAGGGAAAAACUGCAACAGAGGGAGAAGACCAAGAGGAGGCAUGGCUCCUCAUCUUCCUCUCCUCAGAAAACCAUGGAGAGGGAGAAAGGGAGGAGAUCCAGAAGCAAACAGAGAGAGAGGGAGAAAGGGAAGCACUCCAAAAGCAUGGAGAUGGAGAAAAAGAGGCGUUCAAGGAGCAUUGAGAUGGAAAGAAGGAGGCGUUCAAGGAGCAUAGAGAUGGAGAAAAGGAGGCGUUCGAGAAGCAUUGAGAUGGAGAAAAGGAGGCGUUCUAGGAGCGUCGAGAUGGACAGAAGGGGGCGUUCAAGGAGCACAGAAAUGGGGAGAAGAGGGCGCUCCAGGAGCAGAGAGAGGAGAGACAAAGGAAAGGAAAACGUACCUCAGAGGAUGAGGCAUGAUACCACCUCUUCUUCUUCCUCUCCUCCUCCUCUUCCUCCUCCUCCUCAACAGGAAACCAGGAGGGAAAAAAGUAAAAACAUCGAGCACGAAAAAGAAGAGGAGAGGAAACUGCACAGAAAGACCAGAUAUGAUUCCUUGUCCUUCUCAUUGUCUCCUGAAAAAGAGAAGCUCAGAACGCAAAAGAGUGGCGACAAGGAGCAACCAUACUCACGAGCACUAAGUGACAGAGACAACCGGAAAGACAGCACCAAGAGACAGGACAGAGGAGCAUCUCCUCACCAGCAGAGGAGUGACAAGAGAAUAGAUAGACAUCUGUCUUGUGACCUCCCGUCCCCUGUCCACAUCGGACAUCUACAAGAACAGGAGCCCGAGAAGAGACAAGAACCAGACAAAGAGAGACCUAAAGAGGAGGGCAAACAAAGAGAACAAGGUGCUGGAAGAAGGAGAGAUGAGGUCCAGUUGUCUGCAGAAAGUAGAAGAGAUGUGUCCAAACCUUUGGAGACAUCCCAGAGCGAGAGGACUGAGAUGGCGAGAAGUCCCAUAAAGGAGAAGUGUAAAGACGGAAAGAACCAUGAGAGCAGCAGUGAUAGCAGCAGCAGUGACAGUGAUAGUGAUAGCUCCUCCUCUUCAUCCUCCUCUUCAUCCUCCUCUUCAUCCUCCUCUUCUUCAUCACCCUCUAAAGAUGAGGACAAAGCCCAGAAAGCUGCAUCAGCAGACAUGGACAGAAACAACAUCACAAAAACAUCUGCCAUCGGAGCUGCUGUUGAAAGAUAUUUGGCCAGCGGAAGGAAGGAAAGCUCUGUCUCUGAGGAAACGAGACAGUCGCAUAAAGAUCAGAACCCUGAGGAGGACAAACAUGAUGGUGAAAGACCGGCCUGCAGAGCUCCUGCUGAAGAACACCAACCCCAAACUAAAAGACAAGAGCGUUACAGUCCCACACAGAUGAACAGUCCUACCCCCUCCCCACCCAGCAGACCAGACACUCGAGGAGGCUGCAAGUACUCUCCUUCUAAAGCCACAAGUGGGGACAGAACCAGGAAGACCAAGACAUCAAGCCCCUCAGCUAGAAGCUCCUGGUCUCCGCCUCAGAGAACAUUGACAACCUCCCCAGCUCGUCGCACGCCUCCAAAGCAGUAUCAGGAACCUCUGUCACGGUCUAGAAGAACUCCUCCAUUAGUUCGGACAGAUUGGGACAAGAGCAGGGAGGUGGAUACAGAACCGCAAAGAGUUAUCAGAAGGUUCCGAUCCAAAAGUCCAAAGACACGCAGCAUGUCAAGACCUAGAAGUCCAAGGAGGCGCAGUGGAUCUAGGCCUAGAAGUCCAAGGAGGCGCAGUGGAUCCAGGCCUAGAAGUUUAAGGAGGCGCAGUGGCUCUAGGCCUAGAAGUCCAAGGAGGCGCAGUGGAUCUAGGCCUAGAAGUUUAAGGAGGCGCAGUGGCUCUAGGCCUAGAAGUCCAAGGAGGCGCAGUGGAUCUAGGCCUAGAAGUCCAAGAAGACACAGUGGAUCUAGGCCUAGAAGUCCAAGGAUGUACAGUGGAUCUAGGCCUAGAAGUCCAAGGAGGCGCAGUGGCUCUAGACCUAGAAGUCCAAGGAGGCGCAGUGUCUCUAGGCCUAGAAGUCCAAGGAGACGCAGUGUCUCUAGGCCUAGAAGUCCAAGGAGGCGCAGUGGGUCUAGGCCUAGAAGUCCAAAAAGGUGCAGUGGAUCUAGACCUAGAAGUCCAAGGAGGCGCAGUGGGUCUAGGCCUAGAAGUCCAAGGAGGUGUAUUGGAUCUAGACCUAGAAGUCCAAGGAGGCACAGUGGGUCUAGGUCUAGAACUUCAAGAAGGCGCAGUGGGUCUAGACCUAGAAGUCCAAGGAGGACCAGCAGAUUUCCAUCCAGAAGCCCGAAGAGAUGCAGUUCCACAUCCAGAGUCCUAAGAUCACCAUGUCCCCUCAGCAGAUCCCGCCAAUCCCCGUCUCCACAGCGGAGGUGGAGGUCCAGUCGCUCCCUGUCCAAAGACAGAGAUAGACAGCCUGAGAGGGCCAGGUCCAGGGAGGCGCAGAGACUGGGAGAGCCUAAAGGUGUUCCCCAGCCCUGCAGGUCGUCGUCCUCCUCUUCAUCAUCCUCCUCCUCCUCCUCCUCUUCGUCAUCCUCACCCUCACCACCCAAAGAAAGAAAAGACUGUAAGGCACCAGCAGAGAAAGUCUUGAACAAACAGGGAGAGAAGACAAAAAGACAAUCCUCUUUGUCUCAGGCGUCUUCCAGUGAAUCCCUUCACGUUCCACUUUCAGGCAGAGGAGGUUCACCUUUGGACUCGCAACGUUCCGACUUGAGCAAGAAAGUCUUGCCAUUGGACUCCAAUCGUUUCGAGCCCGGCAGGGGCGUGUCACCAACAGAUUCACGUCGCUCCGGGUCAGGAAAGAGAGUCUCACCGUCGAAGCCACAACAUUCUGAGUCGAGCAGAAGAGACUCCACGUCAGAGUCGCAUCGCUCUCACCCGGGCAAGAAGAGAAUUUCUCCUUUGGACUCCAAACAUUCUGGCUCAGGCAGAAGAGUUUCACCAUCAGAUCCAUGGCACAGUUCGUCUGCAGAGUCUCCAGCCAACAGCCAAUCAGACACCAGACAGGUAUCACACCUGAGCAGGAAGCAGCCGGCAACCUGGCAGCAACCCGAGAAAACAGUCAGCAAAGACAUGACUGUUAAUGGGAAAGAUAAAGCCAACAGGAGCAGCAGCUCUAGUUCCUCUUCAUCCUCCUCCUCAUCCACCUCCUCCUCGCCUUCUUCUUCCUCCUCGUCCUCCUCGUCGUCGUCUUCCUCCUCCUCAGACAGUUCUGACUCUGAAGCAGAGCAGGAAAAAGGGAAACUGGUGGAAAGCCGAAGCUCUGAUCCCUCCUCCUCAUCCAGUGAGGAAAAAGAUGCAAAGAAAAAAAGCCCUGCCAGACCUGUCCGGGUUCCAGCAGAUUCUCUGAGAGAGUCUCGUUCCCUCAGCUACUCUCCUCCGAGACAUGUCCGAGCGUCUUCGCCUCGCCAGAGGAUCAGCAGCAGGCGAAGGAGGUGAAGCCCAAACUCCGGUGGCUCCUCUCCUGACGUUUCCGACAACAGCCGGGCCUUAGGAGGCGGCGGGCUGGAAAUGGGAGACCUUUAACCAUGACCAUCUGAGCGUCUGUUUUUAAAGAAGCCGUCCUCCUGCUGCUCCUCGUCCUCACAUCUGUCCUCCUGCUGCUCCUCGUCCUCACAUCUUUCCUCCUGCUGCUCCUCGUCCUCACAUCUUUCCUCCUGCUGCUCCUCGUCCUCACAUCUGCCCCCCAGCUGCUCCUCUUCUUCACAUCUGUCCUCCUGCUUCUCCUCUUCCUCACAUCUGCCCCCCAGCUGCUCUUCUUCUUCACAUCUGCCCCCCAGCUGCUCCUCGUCCUCACCUGUCCCAGUGCGUUGAUGUGAGCUGAAUAAGAUUUGUGUGAGAAUACAAACUGUACAUUUGAUUGUUCUGGAGGAGCUCCGUUUAUUUAGUCUUUGAUCUGUUUUAACUUUAAAUCAUUUUUAUUCAAACUUCCAAAAUGAAUAAAACGAGCAGCUUCAAUAAAAUU